Messenger RNA from Cottoperca gobio, 3346 nucleotides. Its product is annotated as homeobox protein Dlx3b-like. Lineage: Eukaryota; Metazoa; Chordata; Actinopteri; Perciformes; Bovichtidae. Gene Ontology annotation, biological process: regulation of transcription by RNA polymerase II; epithelial cell differentiation; embryo development. The coding region runs from base 538 to 1608 and encodes 356 amino acids. The record is from RefSeq and is a predicted model, not a curated record. The transcript has 3 exons. Gene Ontology annotation, molecular function: DNA-binding transcription factor activity, RNA polymerase II-specific; RNA polymerase II cis-regulatory region sequence-specific DNA binding.
AUAACUCCCAACAUGGGCCGACAACAGCACAUGGCUCUGUAUCUGCAUUUGAAUGCACCGUAAAGCUAAUGCGUAAACACUCCUUAUCACAACAUUAUGCACAACUGUUUGGUUGGUAAAUCUUAACUACUCUGCUGCUGACAGUCGUUAAGUCUUCGAGAUAUGUCGAGGUGCAUGUUAGUUAUAGAGGACUUUACAGGCUCGCCAACUGUUUAUGCGCUCUGGUGCAGGCCUGAGGAGAGGCUUACUGGAGGUUUCUGUGGGGAGAAGAAGGGAGCCAGACAGGCGACAGUCAGCGCUGUCUUGGCCUCAGGGCAGAGGCAGGGAGCGAGCGGGCGAGCCAAUGAGAAGGAGACUUCCACUCCCCUCUGUCCUGCCCGGCUCGGCUCAGCUCGGCGCGCCCUGUAAUUAGGAGCUCUAGUUGGGUUGGGCGCCGCCACGGUGGACAGCCCGGCUGCUGCGUCAAGGGACUUUGGGAACGCCAGACUGUGAGGAUAUCUCAACACUGCUGGUUUUGAGUUCACAGCGAGCACUGACAUGAACGGACAGUCCUCACCUGUCUUCGAGGAGAAGAAACCAUCCCUCCCCAUGGCUGGGAGCUCCAUCUCGGCCACCAAGGAUUCCCCGACCCUGCCUGAGUCCUCGUCCACAGAUAUGGGCUUCUACAGCGGCCAGAGUGCGCUCCACGGCUCGCAUGAUUUCUACGCGGCGCAGCAGCAGCAGCCAUACUCAGCUCAACACAUGAACCCCUACGCGUACCACCACUAUAACUUACACGGGAUGGGUGCUGGAGGUGCCUACCCUGUUGGCAAGGCAGAAUACCCGUACCCACAUUCAGCGUACAGAGAGCACGGUGCGUUCAGCAGGGAGGUGCAGGCAACGCUGCUGGACGUGAAAGAGGAACCAGACGUGGAGGUUCGGAUGGUCAACGGGAAGCCCAAGAAGGUGCGCAAGCCCCGGACCAUCUACUCCAGCUACCAGCUGGCAGUCCUGCAGAGGAGAUUCCAGUCGGCACAGUACCUGGCCCUGCCGGAGCGUGCCGAGCUGGCCGCACAGAUGGGCCUUACACAGACACAGGUCAAAAUUUGGUUCCAGAACCGUCGCUCCAAGUUUAAGAAGCUCUACAAGAAUGGAGAGUUUCCACUUGGCGAAGUUUCUCUUGAACACAGUCCAGACGCCAGCGACUCCAUGGCGUGCAACUCUCCUCCUUCCCCAGCUGUGUGGGAAAACAACAACAACAACAGCAGUAACAACAACAACAACAGCAGUAACAACAACAACACCAACAACAACAGCAGCAGCAGCAGCAGCAAUACGAACAGCGGCAGCAGCAAUACGACCAGCGGCAGCAGCAAUACGAACAGCGGCAGCAGCAAUGCGAACAGCGGCAGCAGCACCAAGAGUAAUGUAAUGAUGGAUCCCACCAGCAGAGUGCAGGAUGCCUAUCAGCCUCCGGUGGAUUCCUCGGCCGCCUGCAUGGCAGAGUACACACACCAGAACUGGUACCAGCAGCAGGGUGCACAUUUAGGAUUGCCACAGGUGGGCCCGAUGCACCACACACCAUCAACAGCGCCGUCAGCCACACAGAGUCUGGGAGCCGUCUACUGACGCUCAAACAUGGACUCCCCACAACAGUUUGACUGGAGCAGUGCCUAAACACCGGGGGGAUUUUUGGAUGAUUUGGAGCGCUGUUGGGACCAGAAACAGCUGACUGUGAUCAUCGGACACGAGUCAUGAUGACUGUAAAUCGUGAGACGUGUUGUAAAACAUGCUUUUGUACAGUAAAUGUGGAUUGAAAACAAGUGCCGACCUCAGUCACCCUGUUCUGCUCAGCUCCGAAGUUUAUGAACUCAUAACAUACAGGUUAGAAUGGAGAUGAGGGUGAUUGAUGUGGCUCUUUCACUGCUGUGACUGAUACUGAUUUCUUAUUUGAAAUCACUGAUAACAAAUAAUAUUUUGUAUAUUUAAUAUUUUGAAUAUGACCAUAUUUAUGCCAGAAAAAACCCUUAAUUUCUUUCUUCUGGAAAGAGACUCUUACACAGCAUUUCCCCUCCAAACUUGAAUACUACUGACAUAUUAGCCCACCACACCAGCACGGCUAUUUUUUAAAGAUAUGUUGGACUUUGACAGAAAACAGGACUGUUUGAUGUAGCUGUUGUCAGACACCAUGUUAAAGCUGAACAUCAUUGAAGGACUGGUGACUGUUUAAAUGAAAUCAUCGCCCAAACACAGAAGACAAACUGUAGAGACACUGAAAUUAUACACAUUUGCUACUGGGAAUAUAAUGUGAGAAUAAGAUCAUGGACGGAGUUACAUAAGUCAUAUAGGACAUUAUUAUUAAAGGACAAUAUAUCUGGUUCUGCUGCAUCGAUUUGGAUGCAGCAGCAUGGUGAAGCACUCUUUCAAGGGCCUUUAAAGAACGGUAUGUAGGAUUUGGCAUCUAGCGUUGCGAUGCUAGAGACAUUGCUAACAAACCGCUUAGUGCAAAACCGUGGUAACGCUGUGGUAUCUUUUAGGACCUUCGCCACGCUCAGAGGCCAUCUCCAGUCAAAAAAUUGUCCGGUACAAGCAGCAGUUCAGAGUUGAGCCUGGUGGUAUGUCGUGUAAAGGUAGCCAAAAUAUCUUUCAGAUAAUUAAGAUCAUACGUCUACGUGAGGCUCAUUUCUAAAAAUCAUGCAUUUGAAUAUUUCAAAGGAAUAAGAAUUGUGUGGCCUGUGCAGCUUAUUCUCUUAAAAGGGAAUAUGUUAGUCAUUUUAUUUUUGUUAAAUGUCUCAAAAAAAACAAAAAAAGAGACACCCCUAGCAUGAGUCAAGCGCUGGAAAUGCUGCAUCCAACAACUCCCAUAAUGCAACAUAAUGUAGUGUCUUUCAUUAGACCCUUCUCACUUAAUAAGCCCACAUCAUUCAAAGUCCAUGUUGUUUUUAAUGCAGACUUUCUGUUUUAAAUUUGAACUAUCCAACUCUAAACCAAGUUAAUGAUGACAUCACUAUGACAUCAUCAGGGUCAUUUGAAAAAAGCGCCUCCAGAGCCACAGAAGACAUUAUAACGGGCGGUAGUACUCUUUUUGUACGAUAAGUAAACUGAUUCUCAUGGGGAAAAUAGUUGGAAUGGCCCUUUAACUCCUGCUCACAAACACUAGGCCCUGACCUCUUAAAAAACUAUCAAGAGAAAAUGAGUCGGUGCUAAAACAUUUGAAAAAUAUGUUGUAUUCUAAUAUUAUUAUUCAUGUGCUGUACUCAGGUUUUUUUAUUUAUAGUGUCAACUGUAGAAUAACAGUGGCACACCAGUUUGUGCCUUAGGAGCUUUUUUUUCUUUUUUGCAGAAAAUGAAUAAAAAAUAAAAUGUC